CCGGGCGGCGGAGCGGGUCCGGCCCGGGGCGGCGAGGGAGCCCGCGUCCGACUGAGCCCGCUCCCGCCGCGAGAGGCGGGCUCCAGCCGCGGUUCGCGCGCUCGCGCUGAGCCCGGCGCCCAGGUGGGAUGGAAGAAGCCUAUCAGGUGCAGACAACCAAGCGAGGUGAUGCUCAUGAGUUAAGAAACAUAUUCCUACAGUAUGCCAGUACUGAAGUCGAUGGAGAGCAUUACAUGACCCCAGAAGACUUUGUCCAGCGUUAUCUUGGACUGUAUAAUGAUCCAGAUAGCAAUCCGAAGAUUGUUCAGCUCUUGGCAGGAGUAGCUGAUCAAACCAAGGAUGGGUUGAUCUCCUAUCAAGAGUUUUUGGCAUUUGAAUCUGUUUUAUGUGCUCCAGAUUCCAUGUUCAUAGUGGCUUUCCAAUUGUUUGACAAGAGUGGAAAUGGAGAGGUGACAUUUGAAAAUGUCAAAGAAAUUUUUGGACAGACUAUUGUUCAUCAUCAUAUCCCUUUUAACUGGGACUGUGAAUUUAUUCGACUGCAUUUUGGGCAUAAUCGGAAGAAGCAUCUUAACUAUACAGAAUUCACACAGUUUCUCCAGGAGCUGCAAUUGGAACAUGCAAGACAAGCCUUCGCACUGAAAGACAAAAGCAAAAGCGGCAUGAUUUCUGGUCUGGAUUUCAGUGACAUCAUGGUUACCAUUCGAUCUCACAUGCUUACGCCCUUUGUGGAGGAGAACUUAGUUUCAGCAGCUGGAGGAAGUAUCUCACAUCAAGUUAGCUUCUCCUACUUCAAUGCAUUUAACUCAUUGCUGAAUAACAUGGAGCUUGUUCGUAAGAUAUAUAGCAUUCUAGCUGGCACAAGGAAAGAUGUGGAAGUCACAAAGGAGGAGUUUUCCCAGAAUGCAAUACGCUAUGGACAAGUCACCCCACUAGAAAUUGAUAUCCUAUACCAACUUGCAGACUUAUAUAAUGCUACAGGGCGCUUGACUUUGGCAGACAUUGAGAGAAUAGCCCCGUUGGCUGAGGGGGCCUUACCUUACAACCUGGCAGAGCUUCAAAGACAGCAAUCUCAUGGUUUAGGCAGGUCUGUCUGGCUCCAGAUUGCCGAGUCUGCUUACAGAUUCACUCUGGGCUCAGUUGCUGGAGCUGUGGGAGCCACUGCAGUAUAUCCUAUAGAUCUGGUGAAGACCCGCAUGCAAAACCAGCGUGGCACUGGCUCUGUGGUGGGAGAGCUGAUGUACAAAAACAGCUUUGACUGUUUUAAGAAAGUCUUGCGUUAUGAGGGCUUCUUUGGACUCUACCGGGGCCUGAUACCACAACUUAUAGGGGUUGCUCCAGAAAAGGCCAUUAAACUGACUGUUAAUGAUUUUGUUCGGGACAAAUUCACCAAAAGAGAUGGUUCCAUUCCACUUUUUGCAGAAAUCCUUGCUGGAGGUUGUGCUGGCGGCUCUCAGGUCAUCUUUACCAACCCACUGGAGAUAGUAAAGAUUCGGCUGCAGGUGGCUGGGGAGAUCACCACAGGACCCAGGGUCAGUGCCCUCAACGUGCUCCGCGACCUGGGACUUUUUGGUUUGUAUAAGGGUGCCAAAGCGUGUUUCCUCCGAGACAUUCCCUUCUCCGCCAUCUAUUUUCCUGUUUAUGCUCAUUGCAAACUACUUCUGGCUGAUGAAAACGGACGCGUGGGAGGUGCAAACCUCCUUGCAGCUGGAGCCAUGGCAGGUGUGCCUGCCGCUUCUCUGGUAACCCCGGCUGAUGUCAUCAAGACAAGACUGCAAGUGGCUGCCCGCGCUGGCCAGACGACAUACAGUGGUGUCAUCGACUGUUUCAGGAAGAUACUCCGGGAAGAAGGGCCCUCAGCUUUUUGGAAAGGAACAGCAGCCCGAGUGUUUCGGUCCUCUCCCCAGUUUGGUGUUACCUUGGUCACCUAUGAACUUCUCCAGCGGUGGUUUUACGUUGACUUUGGAGGCCUCAAACCCUCUGGCUCAGAACCCACACCGAAGUCACGCAUCGCAGACCUUCCUCCUGCCAAUCCCGAUCACAUCGGUGGAUACAGACUCGCCACAGCCACUUUUGCUGGCAUUGAAAACAAGUUUGGCCUUUAUCUCCCCAAAUUUAAAUCUCCUAGUGGCCCUGUGGCUCAGUCAAAGCCAGUGGCAGCAGCUCAGUGAUGAGACGACCACUGAGUGUGGCAGAGUAGCUCCCUGAAGAGGAAGGCCUAGAGAGCAGCCCUGUGAUGCACCCAGGCAGCCGCACGAUGCUGACUGAGCUGAGUCUAUAUGUCAUAUACAUGUAUUUGUUUAUAGUCAUUUCCCAGGAAAAGAUACAAUGCAGUUUCAAGCUUUAGUCUUACGUGUUGAAAUGUUUUUAAGCUUUGGCAUGAGUUAGUGUUCUAGACUGCUUUGCACAGCUUGCACUUAUAGUGAGUGACUGUACAUAUUGUACAUCUUUGUACAGAGACAUCUUGGCACCUCAUCCCAACAAAUCACAUUUAUAGAAUGUAUGCAGUUCCUAGUGGCUUGAAAUGUACAGAAUGUUUUGAAAGUGUUUUAUUAAGAAUCACACGAAAAUAAAUGUAUUACAAUUAAA
Myotis daubentonii (Daubenton's bat) is the source of this 2586-nucleotide messenger RNA. It is a transcript of the gene SLC25A12, whose product is annotated as solute carrier family 25 member 12. The record is from RefSeq and is a predicted model, not a curated record. Gene Ontology annotation, biological process: malate-aspartate shuttle; aspartate transmembrane transport; L-glutamate transmembrane transport. Lineage: Eukaryota; Metazoa; Chordata; Mammalia; Chiroptera; Vespertilionidae. Gene Ontology annotation, molecular function: calcium ion binding; L-aspartate transmembrane transporter activity; L-glutamate transmembrane transporter activity.